AUGGUCGUGUCCGUGUCCGAUUCGUUCUUGUCACUGGUGUGGACCGUCGCGCUGCUCUCGCUCUUCACCUUCGUGUUCGCUGUCUUCCUCACUCAGCUCGUCGCGGACUUCCUCAGGCUGCGCGGCCAGAGCGUCGUGGAGGAGGAGGCGCUGCGGCGGCACUUCGGCUCGCUGCAGUCGGCGAUGCUCUCGCUGUACGAGGCCUGCACCGGGGGCAUCAACUGGCACGAGAUCUUGGACCCGCUGAUGUACAACUUCUCCCCGGCCGUCGUCGUCGUCUUCGUCCUGUACAUGUUCUUCGUGAUCUUCGCCCUGACCAAUGUCGUUAUCCGAGUUUUCGUCGAGUCCGCUCUGCGCACGGCGGAGGAUGACAAGAGGCGGCAGUUGAGCGCCCAGAUGUCCUCGCUGUUCCGCCAAGCAGACGAGGACAGCUCCGGCACGGUCACCUGGGACGAGUUCCAGGACCACCUCGCGGCGCCACAGCUGCAGACGUUUCUGAAGGCAAUCGACCUCGACGUCGACGAGGCCCGCGCGCUGUUCCACCUGCUCGACGUGGACGACUCGGGCGAGAUCGACGCCGAGGAGCUGGUGCAUGGCUGCCUGCGGCUCCACGGGCAGGCCAAGGCUAUUGAGCUCGCGGCCUUUAUGCACGAGUUCCGGAGGACCGUGCGCAGGGCCAGGGUCCACGAGGAGCUGGUGGAGCAGGCCCUGGAGCGCAUCUGCGACCACCUCGAAGGCCACGGCGCCCACGCGCCAGUGUCCAGUGCGGUGGCGGAUUGA
Prorocentrum cordatum is the source of this 780-nucleotide messenger RNA. The record is from the annotation of a GenBank genome assembly. Lineage: Eukaryota; Dinophyceae; Prorocentrales; Prorocentraceae.